Messenger RNA from Cyprinodon variegatus (sheepshead minnow), 5077 nucleotides. It is a transcript of the gene zbtb18, whose product is annotated as zinc finger and BTB domain containing 18. Gene Ontology annotation, biological process: regulation of transcription by RNA polymerase II. NCBI's taxonomy places the organism in Eukaryota, Metazoa, Chordata, Actinopteri, Cyprinodontiformes, Cyprinodontidae. The coding region runs from base 312 to 2042 and encodes 576 amino acids. The transcript is spliced from 2 exons. Gene Ontology annotation, molecular function: protein binding; RNA polymerase II cis-regulatory region sequence-specific DNA binding; DNA-binding transcription factor activity, RNA polymerase II-specific. Gene Ontology annotation, cellular component: nucleus. The record is from RefSeq and is a predicted model, not a curated record.
GCGCGCCGAUCAGUGCCGGUUAGAAGGAGGAGGAGGGAGGUGGUAUUUCGUUCCCCCUCCAACAUCUCCUCCACUUUGCAUCUGUCCCUUGCAGUUUGAACAGCGUGCUGUUGUUGUUUUUUUUGUUUAUUUGUUUUUUUCCUUGGGUUUUUUUUAUUUUGCUUUUUUUUUUCGGUUGGGUUUAUUUUUUUCCGCCAGCCUCCCCUCAUCUUCUUCUCUGCUCUUCUACCCACUCAUUGAUUCACAGUGAGAAGGAUACGCGGCCAGUCAGAGAGCCCGGCUAUCCUGCCACACUGGAGUUAAUCAAGUUGAUGCGUACUGCUGCAGGUUAUGAGGACGGCAGGAUGGAGUUCCCAGACCACAGCAGACAUUUACUCCAGUGUCUGAGCGAGCAGCGGCACCAGGGCUUCCUGUGUGACUCUACGGUGCUGGUGGGCGAUGUCCAGUUCCGUGCCCACCGCGCUGUGCUGGCCUCCUGCAGCAUGUACUUCCACCUGUUCUACAAGGACCAGCUGGACAAGAGGGACGUGGUGCACCUCAACAGCGACAUCGUGACUGCACCGGCCUUCUCCCUGCUCCUGGAGUUCAUGUAUGAAGGCAAGCUUCAGUUCCAGGACCUUCCCGUGGAGGAUGUGCUAGCGGCGGCCAGCUACUUGCACAUGUAUGACAUUGUCAAGGUGUGUAAGAAGCGCUUAAAGCAAAAGGCCACCGCAGAGGCAGACAGCACUCGCAGAGAGGACGACGGCGGGUCCAGCUGCUCCGACAAGGCUGAUAGUUUAUCCGAUGGCUCAACAGGCCGGCCUGCUACCGCCGAUCUGCUGCACAGUGAUGAAGAAGAGGAGGGGAAGGCUGAGGGAAGCCAGCUGUGGCUGAGGUUGCCGUCCACGGACAGACCAGGGACGCCGGGUGGGGCUACGACCAGCCCAGGGCACGUAGAGGCAGAGACCCAGCCGGGUGAAGGCCUGGGGGAGGGAGGGAAGGUGCUGUCUCCAGCCGGCAGCCCCAGCAGCUCCACCGGAUCUCUCUCCCAGAGGUCCCACCGCUCAAUAAGCUCUCGAGUCGGGCACAGAGGCAGAAGGGUUUCAAACGACGCGUCCGACUGCGUCCUGGACCUGUCCGUGAAGCCGAUUGCUGUCAGCAACCACAGCAACCACCAUCCAUCCUUCUUCAGCGGGGCAGCUACACCUGACAGCCUGCAGAGCCCAAUGACUGUGAGGGUGAAGGUGGAGAGAGGUGUCGCCUCAGAUGAAGAUGAGGAACUGGGAGGGGCUGACUAUGACAUGGAGCACAGCGGCCUGAGUAAAACCCAGGUUCCCAGCACCAACGGAGGCCUGACCCACCACGGGGUGGGGGGGCCUCUGUCGGCCCAGAGGAGGCUGGGUCUGGAGGCUCACCUGUCUGCUCUGAGAGAGGCGUCUCUGGCCUCCGAGCUGGAGCGCGAUGAGAAGCCUCCAGCCUCAGCAGACGACGAGGACAUCCUGGGGGGAGAAAACGAGCGCGCCCAGGCCGAAGCGGCCAGCAUGGACAACUCGCUGCUGCCUUACGUUUCCAACAUGCUGUCGGCCCAACACACCCAGAUCUUCAUGUGCCCGCUGUGCAACAAGGUGUUCCCCUCUCCACACAUCCUCCAGCUUCACCUCAGCUCCCACUUCAGGGAGCAGGAGGGCAUCCGCUCCAAGCCCGCCGGGGACGUCAACGUUCCCACCUGCACCAUCUGCAGCAAAACAUUCUCCUGCAUGUACACGCUGAAGCGCCAUGAGCGGACACACUCGGGUGAAAAGCCCUACACCUGCACUACCUGCGGCAAGAGCUUCCAGUACUCUCACAACCUCAGCCGCCACGCUGUGGUGCACACACGCGAGAAGCCGCAUGCGUGCAAGUGGUGCGAACGGCGCUUCACGCAAUCCGGGGACCUCUACCGACACAUCCGCAAGUUCCACUGCGAACUGGUGAACUCGCUGUCAGUGAAGAGCGAGCCGCUAGCGCUGCCCAACGUCAGGGAUUGGGCGAUCGAGGACAGCUCACAGGAAUUAUGGAAGUAGAAUCAGACUGUUGGGGUUGAGAAAAAGAAAGGCAGAGAUGCUUGGGGAGGUGAGAGGAAGGCGGCAGAGUUAAGCAGCCGGGGUUUUCAGUGAGUCAUGUACUUCUUCGUUGCGACAUCUCAUUCAACCGCACUUUAAUAGCACCUGAAAAAUGUUACUACUGACUUAUUUUAUUGUCUGUUUGGGGUCAUGUUUUAUUUUAUGUGAAAGUCCAGUUAUCAUAUGGCGUUAGUUCUCUUUUAUGUGUUUGUUUUUUGUUUGUUUUUUUUGCAUCUGAGGACACACGUUCCUCCAUGAGUGUCUUUUAUUUAACUUUUAUUUAUUUAGCUGUUUUUGAAAGAGUUGUUUUUUUUUUCCCUCCAUUUGUCUGUGUUUCACCCCAGAGACAACACUCCCAUCGCCGCAACCGCCCCCCCCCUGCUCCACAAAAGGCGCGCUCCUCUACAGGAGUUCAUAUUAAAAUGCUGAAGUAAAAGAAAAACAAUACACUAAUAAAAAAAAAAAAAAAACGGGUACUGUGAGGCCACCCCGCACGGCAUUGGCAUCCGUACGCCUGCUCCCAUUCGAUUCUGCACUACUCUGGCAAAAACAAACACACAAAAAGAAGAAAAGUCACCUACCAUGUGUGAGCGUGUGUGAGUGCAUUUUGUGUGUAUUAAAUUAGAUUUCCCUCCUGGCAUGAAGGUGUCGUUGGCGAGCGCUCCCCACUUCUCUCGUUAAGCUCUUUGGUGUUGUGUUGGUGUGUUCAGGGGAAAGCUGACUGACUAACCGAUGGCACUCAUGCAAUGCACAGCCUCCUUUUUUCACUUCCAAUCAAUCUGAAGUAUUUUCUAAAAAUGAGAAGACCUUUACAAAUAUUAUUAUUAUUGAUGAUUUUUCUUUUCUUGAAUCUAGCUGGCAGUCUUUAAAACAUCUCUUGUUGUAAAGGUAUUUAAUUUAAGGUUGUUGUAUAUUGUUCUGUUAUAGUUGAAAGACUUUAAUCCCUUACAUUUUUUUUUAACUUAAUAAUAAUUAUUAUUAAUAUUAUUUUUUUGUAACAGGACCUGCUGUUGUUGCAUGAUGUCCAAAACCUGUAUAUUUUAAAAUGAAAAUGUGAAUCUGCUGUAUUACUGUACACAUUGUAAUUGAUCAACUAUUUGAGAACAGGCUUUUGUUUUUUUCUCCUUCUAUUUUUGUGAAUACUACAGGGAGCGAACUGUUUUUAAAAAGAAAAACUAUCACUCUCAGUUUUUAAAGGGAGGAAAAAUGCAUGAAGAUUUGGAUUUUGAUUUUGUCUUAAACUUUUAGUUUAGUUUUUUUUUUUUUGUUGGAAUCAGAAGGGGAGGGGUAGGAGUGUUUUUGAACAGUUCAUUUGUUGGUGAAAAGUUGUCUCUGUUGAUUCGCUCCUAGUAGGUCUCUCGCUCGGGGUCCUGGAGGAAACAUUAUAGAGAGGCGACAUGAAGCAUUUUAAGCCUGUCUUUAUGCACUGAUUUCUCUGCUGUGUGUGUGUGUGCGUGUGUGUUUACCAGUUGAUUGAACCUACUGAAGCUCUACAUCCACCCAGCACUUUGUCCUCCUGCUCCUCCUCAGGCAUUAAAUGUCCCCACUGCUUUAUCCUCUCUUGUCUUUUUCAGCUUCCGGUCAAGCCAUUUCUUUCUCUGCAGAUUUUACCUCUUGUUUUGUGGGGGUGGGUCUGGUAAGGCGGCUUCGUCUGAAGUCUGAAAGAUACGUAGAGAGGAAGAGGAGGUUAAACCCAAACUGUUGCUUUUUUUAGGCUGAUGUUGCCCAUCUCAGUGCAGCCGCUCCUAUAAGGCAUCUUAGAGAAGUUCCUUAAAAGAAGAUGGGAGAGAAUUGGCCUAAAUCAGGGGUCUGCAAGCUUUACAAUCCAAAGAGCCAUAUUUGUCCUUGCUUCAAUUAAAAAUAGAAAUUAAACAUGUUAUGGAAAACCAGACUUUUCCUAUUUUUGUCAAAACGGAAAAACCAACCUUUAACAAGAGAAGAAAGUAUAUUUUUUUCUUGACAGGAAUGUUUCAUAUGUAUGAAAAUGAUUAAAAUGAUCUUGUACCAUUAGUUUUAUUCGGUGGUGGAAAUGCAUGAAAAUGAAAUGACAAAAUGCACUGCUGAGUUUUCUAGCCUUUUUUGGCUGAUGUUGCAAAGCUGCAGGUUGCAGACCCCUGGCCUAAAUCCACGCACCUUUUUAAGCUAAAAUGCAUCAUUUUGCUGAAAAGAUGCCUUUCUUCAAAGCUGUUAAAGUAUCUGAUACUGUAAAGCAUUUAGAAAUGAUUGAUGGAAAUCCUGUAGAUUUAAUGAAUUUUAACAAAUGUUUUUCUUCUCUAUUUUGAUGAGAUAAUUGGAUUUUUUUUCCCUCCCGUUGUGAUUGUUGUGUUUGGGUUGGGGCUACAUCAGUUUAACAAUUGCUCUUUAAAAGAUGGUCAAGCGUUUGUACAAUCCAAAAACCAUUUGGCAGCGAUGCAGGCGCGCCAACAUGUCCUCCUCCUCCUCUCAAAUUCAGGCGUGUGUGCGUGCACGCACGCAUGCACGCCGCCGUCAUCUGGUGGCACCUGCAGGCUUUGCCAACGCAACAAUGUGGGUGACAUUGCAGCAGUUUGCACCACAUCUUCUCUUUUUUUUGGGGGGGGGGGGGUCUUGAAAUGUUAUCUCUUCACUGGCGGUGCCUCUGCAUAUGGGCUCCAUCCAUCCUGCUGUUGUUUUCAUUACUACUGCUGCUUUUUUAAUUUUUUUGUUCCUCUGGCUGUGCUUGACCGCCUUAAACUGCUGUAGUCCAGGCUGGUUUUAAUUUAAAAGAUAUUUCUCUCUUGAAGUGUGAGGGGGAGAUGAUCGCUCUGUGAGGCGACCGCCCUGACAUGACAUCUCCCAUCUUUUGCUGUGCUUACUUGAAGGGGUGGGUGGGGGUAUUUUUUUUAAUUUUAUUUUUAAGUUUCAAUAAGAAUUGAAAAAAAAAGUCAAACAGUUUAUAGGAAGUUACGCAGGGUUGGGAGGUGGAGGUGGACAUAUAAAUGCUGUUUUUGAUUGGGGAAAGGACAAUCACUGGAGAA